GCUGAAGCCCCGCGGCAACGUCACGGGCUGGGCACACAGGUGGGCCGGGGAGGCGGAGCUAAGCUGGGCAGGAAGGCGGGGCUGAAAGUUCCUACUCGGUGGAAGCAGAGAACCAGGAGAAUGGAAUUUUCCUCCCUAUCUAUGGCCCAGCCUGGGAGUUGGCCUCUGAAGAGUGGAAUUCUGGGAUGGCCACUGUGGGACACAAGACAUCAUGCUUGGCUUGCACUUCUGGAGCAGCUGGGAACAGUCUUCAGGCUGUGGAGAAUGUCAGGGUUGCUUGUCUCCGCAGGGGGCCCUGGCAUGAAGCAGCAGAACUGGUGCGGGCUGACCGCGAAGAUGGGCACCGUGCUGUCGGGGGUCUUCUCCAUCAUGGCCACCCACAUGCACCUCAUCUUUGAAAGGAGGCACCUUGGGGACGGCAACUGCACGGACAGCCUCCAGAGCCAGGACAUCAGUGUGGUGAGCCAUUUCAUCAUCUGCUGGAGCUUCAAGAUCGUCCUCUGCGCGUCCCUCAUCACCAUGGCGGUCAGCUGCUUCCUCCUGUACUCCGUGUACGCCCAGAUUUACGGGGGUCUCAUGGUCUACACUAUCUGGAUCUUCACCUAUGAGUCCACCAACCUGGCCAUUCAGAUCUUCACCGAUGAUUUCAGCGUGGCGCUGGUCAGAGCCAUGCGCUGGUUCGGCUGGGUGUCCCGUGCGUCCCUACACAGCUUCUGUCUCUACUUUGUCGUUAGCCAUGCCCAAAUCAUCUACCAGAGCAAAAAGCAGGGCAACAUACUCACUUACCAUAGGCGUCUCUCUCUGGGAAUCGGAGACACUCCACGGCAGAAAUCAAAGAUUAUCAGCUUUAUCCACCAGAGCAAUAAUUAAAGGGUGGCCAUCUUCCAACCGUGGAAGUUUUCAGGGUAGUCUUAGUGUUUCCCCCCCUCCCAGUGUCCCCUUUCUUGGUGGGGAGGGAUGCUUUUGCUCUGCUUUAUCUUUAACCUCAACCCCUAGCUAUGUCUCCUGUUAUAGUCCAAAUAAGUACAAAAAUAAAGUGAGAAAAAAACA
Messenger RNA from Mesocricetus auratus (golden hamster), 1050 nucleotides. It is a transcript of the gene Tmem217, whose product is annotated as transmembrane protein 217. NCBI's taxonomy places the organism in Eukaryota, Metazoa, Chordata, Mammalia, Rodentia, Cricetidae. The record is from RefSeq and is a predicted model, not a curated record. Bases 121 to 870 code for a protein of 249 amino acids. The transcript has 3 exons.